Messenger RNA from Cimex lectularius (bed bug), 827 nucleotides. Its product is annotated as lazarillo protein-like. Lineage: Eukaryota; Metazoa; Arthropoda; Insecta; Hemiptera; Cimicidae. Gene Ontology annotation, biological process: symbiont-mediated perturbation of host defenses. The record is from RefSeq and is a predicted model, not a curated record. Bases 95 to 697 code for a protein of 200 amino acids. The transcript has 6 exons.
AUUGGUAAUUGAUCGAUGCUGAUCAAUUUCGCAAGAACUGUCAAUUAAUUAGUAUAAAUAUGAAUUGAUAAAACGUUCGAAACAGAAAAGAGCAAUGGCAAGGCUUAUCAUCGUCUGUCUUUUCGCGGUGUUGGCGUCCUCCACCGCGAGCAUAUUGGGCGGGCGUUUACCCAUCGUCCCCGGCGAAUGUCUGGAGGGCGCCGAUUUACCUAUUUUCACUCCUGAGUGGUUUUUCACCGGCCGUUGGUACGAGUACGCCAGUUUCGGUAACUACAUCUUCCAAGCCGACGGAAUCUGCAGGACCAUGGAGUCAGAGGUCAGAGACGACGUGUUAGACGUCCUGUACUACCAGUAUCAACCAGUAUUGAAGAAGUACACCUCGUUGAGAAGUAGUACAAAUGUGACAGCUAUCGUUGGUUCAUCCGUCGUACUCCAAUACGAGCUUUUAAUCGGUUUGAUCGAAGUGAAAGUCCCUCUAACUGUCAUAGCGACUGAUUACGAUAACUACGCCGUACUCUACUCCUGCAAGGCCACCCCUGGUCUUAAAUCAGAAUCGGCUUGGUUGUUGACUCGUCGUCGUGGGGACAGCACCUUCCUCGAUGAAUUUGCAGACGCUGUCACUUCCGCAGGUUUAGACUACAGCGACUUCACUUUGGUCAAAUCCACUGGAUGCGACCCCAAGGAGCCUAGACUGUAAAUGGUUAAACAAAUUUUAAAUUCAGCAGUGUACUUUUAGAACAUGUACAGUACUUGUAAAGUAAAAUUUUUGUAUGUUUUGUAGCUUUUUUAUAUGUAGAUAUUUCAAAAUAAUAUCAGAAAAAAUUGAA